This is a messenger RNA of Fukomys damarensis (Damara mole-rat), 2510 nucleotides long. It is a transcript of the gene Fam170a, whose product is annotated as family with sequence similarity 170 member A. Gene Ontology annotation, cellular component: nucleus. Bases 1128 to 2486 code for a protein of 452 amino acids. The transcript has 7 exons. Lineage: Eukaryota; Metazoa; Chordata; Mammalia; Rodentia; Bathyergidae. The record is from RefSeq and is a predicted model, not a curated record. Gene Ontology annotation, biological process: fertilization.
CCUAGAGAACAUCUAACCUGUCAAAGAAAGAAAGAAAGAAAGAAAGAAGGAGGGAAGGAAGGAAGAAAAAGGGAAAGGAACCAAGGAAGGAAGAAAAGCAAACAAACAAGCAAGAUGUUACUACUCCACCCAAUCUGCAAUUUAAACUUUGAUCCUGCGGGUGUCCUGCCUGCAUGCCCAGUAGUUGUUAUUUGGAAAUCAUGAGGGCUAUGUUUUUAGGGAGGGUUGAGAGUAUGGUCACUGCUUACUGGAGCAUGUAGCAAUUGUUUAGAUUUGUUUAGCUUGGUUGCCAUGGCUCCUUUGUAGCGAAUGACUCCUUUGCCAUGUGAGAACGGGUUGCCAUGAUUCUGCUUGUAUGCAUAAUGCAGCAGUCUCCUCUUGAAAUUUCAUCCGAUGCCAGUGUCCAGCCAUACUCCAGGGCCACUCUUCUCCACGGUUGACGAGUCUCUCUCCCUGACCUAAUUUAACUUCUCCUGAAACACACAGUAGGGCCUGAAGGGAGUGAGUGUGUAAUCUCAAUGACCCUGUUGUGCUAUAUUUCUUCAUGAGUAUCUCUCUUAAAUAAAUUUUGGGAUUUUAGAAUUAGAAGUGAAAGUCAAGAUUGUCAGCAAACUGUCGCUGGUUUCGGCUCUGCCCUAUUCCUACUGUGAACAAUGAACACAGAGCAUGUUUUCUGCUUAGGAACAGAAAGGGAACUGAAGCAAAGGAAAAAAGGGAACCAUGAGUCUGAAGCAUUUUAACACCAAAAAAUUCCUUGGCACACUGAAGGGGCAGAGAGUUGAAUACAUUAAAGUAGUUCUACAGGGAAGGAGGAAUCGUUCUUGAAAGUGGGGCAUUUGCAGUUGUGGAAUCUUUGGUGCCUUGAGUUCCGCAGAGGGCUCCAUUGUCAUCACUGAGGUCAGAAAAGCUGACCUUUGGACUUGAGCAGCCUGCAGUGUGGUGGGCAAUGGGCAUGGCUGCCGGUUUGCAAGUGGGCUGAGUGCUUCUGCCGUUUAGGAGACUGUCCUGCUUUUAUUCGUAUGAAAUCAUCUCCCUGGGUCUCCUGAGUGCCAAGAAGGCCAUCCUGGAGGGAAGGGGGAGCUGGACACUAAGCAUCCUCUAAGGUUCUCUCAUUUCCAGCCGACAUUAUGAAACGACAGCAAAAGAGAAAGCAUGUUGGAAGUGAGGAUUCUGAAGAAACUGAUGAGAAAGGAAGAGGAGCCUCGAGGUCACCAGAUGAUGCUUCUCAGCCAAGGUCACCUGGAGCAUCCAGAACCCAGAGCCCAGGGACAGGGGAGACAUCCUCUGCUUCUGAAUACUUCUCAUGUGUUUCUUCUCCCUCCAAGCUCCCUCGACUCACCUGUGGCAGAACUUCAGUGUCACCGUCACACGCUUCCCAACCUGGGUGUUCUGGAGUCACCAAAGUCCAGACUCUAGCCUUGCGCUUGCGAGGAACUUCAGUGUCACCGUCACACGCUUCCCAACCUGGGUGUUCUGGAGUCACCAAAGUCCAGACUCUAGGGGCAGGGGAGACAUCCUCUGCUUCUGAGUACUUCUCCUGUGUUUCUUCUCCCUCCAAGCUCAUCCAUGGAAUCCACAGAGUACAAGGAGAUGCGGCUCAGGAUAAUUCAUCACUGGUCCAGGUCAAAGAACAAGAAGAAACUCCUGCCUCAAAGCCUGUCUCCUUUUCCUCCUGUUCAUCUUGUGAGAUCUGUAUAGACUCUGUGUGUAUAAACAAAGAAGAAACCAGCAUGAAAAUAUACUAUAUAGAGGUAAAAAUGAAAAAAGGUGUGGCUUUCUCCUGGGAGGCAGAGGACACCUCAGGGUCCCCAGGAAAGCAGCCAAGAAUGGAAGAAAUGACCUUGCCUGAGGGUUUACCGGUAGGUACUCCUCCCUCUGACAUGUCCACCAGAAACCUCCUGUCUGACAUGGAGCUCCACGGGGAGGAGAAUGAACACAAAACAAAGGUAGAGUCAGACAACAAGCCUGGGUUGCUUGUAGUCAAGGAGACACCAAAUGCCGAGGUGUCCAAGGUCAAGACACCUGACUGGCUGAGGUCCCUGGAGAGUGGUUUCAAGUGUGUGGCCUGCUGUCGGGUCUUUGCCACCAUCGACACCCUCCGGGAGCAUGUGCAGUACGGGAUCCGGGAGGGCUUCAGCUGCCAUGUCUUCCAUCGUACCAUGAGUCAGCUGAGGGGAAAUGUGGAGUCAGAGAACACCCAAGAGGAGGAAAAGGAGAAGGAGCAGAAAGCAGAACAGGAACCGAAGCAAGACAAAAAGGAGCAUGAGGAAGAGCAGCCCCCAGGGGAAGACUUUGUCCUGAAGAAACCCCAGAGCCAGUGUCCAGGCUAUGUGUUUCAUUCUCCAGAGGAAGGAACAAGUGAGAUUCAAGGACUAGAAGAUCCUGGAAGAUCUUUUGGUACAGGGAGAAGGACAGACCACGGAGAUAGUAACAAAGCCAAUAGUAUAAUAAAGGAUGAAGGAAACAGUCCUCAGUCUAACAUAUAAAUAUCAUAUGCAAUAAAAAUUGCC